This is a messenger RNA of Ixodes scapularis (black-legged tick), 1061 nucleotides long. Its product is annotated as diphthine--ammonia ligase. Bases 182 to 928 code for a protein of 248 amino acids. Lineage: Eukaryota; Metazoa; Arthropoda; Arachnida; Ixodida; Ixodidae. The record is from RefSeq and is a predicted model, not a curated record. Gene Ontology annotation, biological process: protein histidyl modification to diphthamide. Gene Ontology annotation, molecular function: diphthine-ammonia ligase activity. The transcript has 8 exons.
ACAUGUAGGACGCCAUUUUUAAAUACCUGUUGAACGCAAAAUUGAACGCGUGUUUGCGUUACCAAAAUUUGUAACCUAUAAUUAUGAUCGUUGACAGUUGUAAACGUGCCUUUGUUUUGUUGCACUUAAAGCUUUGAUUCCAUGCAGCAUUAGGAUUAGACAUUGAAUCAUAUUUCUAAUAAUGAAGGUCCUGGCGCUUGUAAGUGGUGGCAAAGACAGUUGCUUCAACAUGAUGAAAUGCGUCGAGGCAGGCCACGAGAUUGUCGCAUUGGCACACCUCAAACCAAAAGGCUGUGACGAACUCGACAGCUACAUGUACCAGUCUGUGGGCCACGAAGUGUUGGGGUAUUACGCGGAGGCGAUGGGACUGCCCCUCUUCCAAGACGACAUCACUGGCAAGCCCCACAACCAGGACCGUGAAUAUGCAGUCACAGAGGGUGAUGAAGUGGAGGAUCUCUUCAGGCUCAUGUCGACUGCAAAGGACAAAGUGGACUACGAGGCAGUGUCCGUCGGUGCCAUUUAUUCGGACUAUCAGCGAGUCCGAGUUUUAAACGUUUGCAAUCGCUUGGGUCUUACCAUGCUGGCUUACCUGUGGCAUCGAAAUCAGGCCGAGCUACUCCGAGAAAUGAUCGAUAGCGGCGUUAACGCCAUCCUCAUUAAGGUUGCUGCUCUAGGUCUGGAACCAAAGAAGCACCUAGGGCUGACCAUCUCGGAAAUCUAUCCUCAUAUGCUCGAAAUGGAGAAAAAGUAUGGACUGAACGUCUGCGGAGAAGGCGGCGAAUACGAGACUGUGACGCUUGACUGUCCUCUCUUCCGAAGACAAAUUGUGAUAGACAAGAGCGAGACUGUGAUCCACUCUGACGACGCCUUUGCACCUGUUGGGUACCUGAAGCUUACAAAGAUUCAUCUCGAGGACAAGGUCGGGUGAAGAACAUGUUGUCGGCAUACCCCCAACUUCACUAUGACUCGCUGCAAUUGUAGUCCUGGCAGAUGCUAUUGUUUAUGUAUAUUUGUAUUUACCUUGGAACAUGUUUUGCACAUACACAUGUCCAAACAAUGCA